UUAACGGCGAAAUAUCUGACAUAGUAUUAGGAUUUUGACAUUUCUUCAGUAGCAAUUUUGAUGCGGAAGGUACUCACUGAAACUACUUUGGCAUUUUAAAAUGUCCAAACACAUUUUUUAAAUUAAGGAACGUCUGAUGCGAAUUAAUUUUAAGCAUUUUUUACAUUUAAGGUAUUUGAUUUCAAAUCGCUUUCAACUCAUGUUACGUCCACCAUUCAUUUUGUACAGUCCGACAGGAAGUACUGUUUUGUUUGACGUUUUCAAUCUGCAGUAACACAUAUUUGGUCAUCACCGUCACGACAAACUUCAGCGGGACGAGCGUUUGGUUACGUAAAGGCGUCAGUCCGGGUGGAUUAUUCAACAGUCAGUUCUUUUCUGUGUCCGACGGUUGCGGCAUGAGUGGCAUUUGUGGACACAGUUAUUUUCAUUCUUUGACGGAACGGGAGCUCAAGAAGAGGCUGUUAUGCCAGCAGCGAGGCGACCGCGGCACCUUUGAUUUGCUAUGGUGAUACUACAAGCUAACCCGUAGCUAGCGCAAGGCUUGUUUUUGGGAGAUACCUUUUUGAUAAACCCACAUGCUCACACAUGAACUAGCCACUUCUUGUGAAAUUUUGUGAAGCUGUAACACAGAAGGGGAAUGUCUAACCAAGGUGUUAGGAGAAAUGGCCCGGUUAAGCUGCGAUUGACAGUCCUGUGUGCAAAGAACCUAGCAAAGAAAGACUUCUUCCGGUUGCCAGAUCCUUUCGCCAAAGUGGUGGUGGAUGGGUCUGGUCAAUGCCAUUCCACAGAUACUGUGAGAAAUACGCUGGACCCAAAGUGGAAUCAACAUUAUGACCUUUACAUUGGAAAAGCAGAUUCCAUCACCAUCAGUGUAUGGAACCACAAAAAGAUCCACAAAAAGCAAGGCGCAGGAUUCCUGGGCUGUGUUCGUCUUCUCUCCAAUGCCAUCAACAGACUCAAAGACACUGGUUAUCAGAGACUGGAUCUGAAUAAGCUUGGCCCAAAUGACAAUGAUACUGUGAGAGGACAGAUAGUUGUAAGUCUUCAGUCCAGAGAUCGGAUUGGGACAGGAGGGCCAGUGGUGGACUGCAGUCGACUAUUUGACAAUGAUUUACCUGAUGGCUGGGAAGAGAGGAGGACAGCCUCUGGACGCAUGCAGUACCUAAACCACAUCACACGUACAACGCAGUGGGAAAGACCCACCAGACCCGCGUCAGAGUACUCCAGCCCUUCGGGGCGUCCGCUGAGCUGCGUGGUUGACGAGAACACACCGGUGGUGACACCAGUCAACGGGGCAGAGGCCAGCUGCCCGCCAGGUGAACAUCGGCUCCAGGAAAGACGGGUUCGAUCACAGCGGCAUCGCAACUACAUGAGUCGUACACACUUGCAUACACCUCCUGACCUACCUGAGGGUUAUGAACAAAGAACAACUCAGCAGGGCCAGGUGUACUUCCUCCACACACAGACUGGCGUCAGUACAUGGCACGAUCCACGAGUGCCAAGGGACCUAAGCAAUGUGAACUGUGAGGAGCUUGGCCCUCUGCCACCAGGCUGGGAGAUCAGAAACACUGCCACUGGCCGAGUCUACUUUGUCGACCAUAAUAAUCGAACUACACAAUUCACAGAUCCACGCUUGUCUGCGAACCUGCAUCUAGUACUCAAUCCCAGUCCAAGUCCAAAUGGUUCCCGUGUGGCCACGGACAGCCAAAACACUAACCUCAGUCAUCCGCCACAGUUGAAGGAUCAGGGUGGUCCUGGAUGUCUUCAGCAAGCUCUGUCCCCAGCGCAGUUGCCGGAAGAAGCAGAGUGUCUGACAGUGCCCAAAUAUAAAAGAGAUCUGGUGCAAAAGCUGAAGGUCCUGCGGCAAGAGCUAUCGCAACAACAACCUCAGGCUGGUCACUGCCGCAUCGAGGUCUGCCGAGAAGAAAUCUUUGAGGAGUCAUACCGGCAGGUGAUGAAGAUGCGUCCAAAGGAUCUAUGGAAAAGACUGAUGAUCAAAUUCAGGGGAGAAGAGGGACUGGAUUAUGGUGGGGUAGCAAGGGAAUGGCUGUACUUGCUGUCCCAUGAGAUGUUAAAUCCCUACUACGGCCUCUUCCAAUACUCAAGAGACGAUAUUUACACUCUACAGAUUAACCCAGACUCUGCUGUCAACCCGGAGCACUUGUCAUAUUUUCACUUUGUGGGUCGCAUCAUGGGCAUGGCGGUGUUCCACGGCCACUACAUUGACGGAGGCUUCACUCUGCCCUUCUACAAACAACUGCUGGGAAAACCAAUCACUCUGGAUGACAUGGAGUCUGUUGAUCCCGACCUCCACAACAGCCUUGUCUGGAUUCUGGACAAUGACAUCACCGGUGUGCUGGAUCACACUUUCUGUGUAGAGCACAAUGCCUAUGGAGAAAUCAUCCAGCAUGAGCUCAAACCCAACGGCAAAUGCAUCCCAGUCACAGAGGAUACCAAGAAGGAAUAUGUCAGGUUGUAUGUAAACUGGCGUUUCCUCCACGGCAUUGAGGCUCAGUUUCUGGCUCUACAGAAAGGCUUUAAUGAGGUUAUUCCUCAGCACCUCCUCAAAGCUUUUGACGAGAAGGAACUGGAGCUGAUCGUAUGUGGCCUCGGAAAAAUCGACAUCUCUGAUUGGAAAUCCAACACCCGUCUGAAGCACUGCACCCCUGAGAGCAACAUUGUCAAGUGGUUUUGGAAAGCUGUGGAAUCCUUCGAUGAGGAGCGAAGGGCCCGACUCCUGCAGUUUGUUACUGGAUCAUCCAGGGUGCCACUACAAGGCUUUAAGGCUUUACAGGGAGCUGCUGGACCCAGACUCUUCACCAUUCACCAGAUCGACGCCAACACCAACAAUCUUCCCAAAGCCCACACCUGUUUCAAUCGGAUUGACAUUCCACCCUACGAGAGCUACGACAAGCUGUACGACAAGCUGCUGACUGCUAUCGAAGAGACGUGUGGCUUUGCGGUGGAAUGAGCGACGCACUGAGUUCGUGUUUGCGUCUGACUAUGUUGAGAGCAAGACUCUGGUGGACUGUUUGCAGUCAGUGUCUCGUGCAGACGCACUCAGUCUGUAUGUCUUCUGCCGUCCUGCAGUCUUCCUCUUCUCUCACUGCUUUCUUCACUUACCGGUGUCAUGCUCUGUUCAUGCUGCUAAACAAUCAUCCCUGUUUUUUGGUUUGUUUGUAUGUGGGAAUUGGGGGGGGGGGGGGGGGGGUGUUGUUGUUGUAGUAGUGGUUGGUGUGACUAAAGGUAAAUCCUGAGAACGUGAGUGUUGGCAGCUGCAGCAUUCAUCAUGUUGUCAGAACGGAGAAACCCUGAAAGAUGCUCUGUGGCACUUUCACUUAAAAUCUGAUCAACUGAUGAAGCAGAUUAUCAGCCAUCAAGCUCACAGCCCUUUAAAAUGAGCCAGUCACAGGUUUAAACUGCGGGGUCAUCAUCAUGCUACUGAAUCUUUAACAGGUCUGUUUUACGUAUAGCCACAUCUUGCCCUCAGUAGCCAUUUUGACCUCGACCGAUGCGCCUCUGGGCCAUCUGCAGAUUGAUCUUAUAGUGCCAGAGAUUCAUCCUACCUCAGUGCAACGCUUUGUUAUGCGCAACCAAUUCAGUUGAAAGUACAGAGAUUACCCUGUUUGUUUGUUUGUUUUUUUUCUUUUGAGAUCAUGGCCAGUGUACUCAGUGAUAAACCAUAAAUUUUGUAAAGUGAUGCUGCAUGAUGCUCUAUUUUAGUGCCAGCAGUCAUUUUGAAAUUGACUCUUGACAUCCCUGCUGUCCAGACGGGUGCAGCUGUAGGUCUGGCGUUUUGUGGCAAUUCUGAGUUACUGUUUGGUAAUGAGAGGCAGUCUGUGUUGAAAAAGCAACUAUGAUUUUUGUAUUGUUUUCCACUCCACAAAUGCAACAUCUACUUGUGAACACGUGUUUCUGCAAGCAAGUGUAUAAAAAAUUUGUACGACACCAAGACAUUUAGUCGAUGCACAGAUCAACUUCCACCAGAAGUGGAUCACAGCUGAUGGAAUCUCUGUUUGAACUCCGCUCGUCUGACAUGUCUCUCAUAGAGCACAGGUGGUGACCAAGUGGUUAGUGCGCUUGGUUUCAGUAUGGUAGGUUCCCGGUUCAAACCCCACUCUUGCCACAUUUCUUCAUGUGAUGGUCAGGAAGGGCAUCCGGUGUAAAAAAUUGGGCUAAAUCAACAUGCAGAUCUACCUUGGAUCUGCUGUGGCGGCUCAGAGUGAAAAACAAGGGAGCAGCCGAAGGGACGAUCUAUCUUCGUUAACCCCCCCCCACCACCACCACCACCCCGCUUCUCCCCGGUCACUUUAGAGCACUUUAGAGACUGAGUGAUGACAGGAGUUCUUUCUUCAUGAUAGAUUAAAAUUUAUUGUUUCAAUUACAGCUAAUUUAGAAAUACGUAUACAAAGUAAAAAGUAUCUACACACCUGUAAUUUUUGAGUAUAUAUAUGUACAAAUGCAUAGAUACUUUGUCUUUUAUUGCCUGUUCUUUCUGUUCAAGAUAAAUGCAAGCAUGUUGUUGUCUGUCAAAGACCUCUUGGCAUUCUCAGGUGAAGUUGUCUUUUGUUUAUAAUCUUACGUUACUAGGCUGGUAUGUGAAUAGUGAAAAACCUUUAAUGGAGGCUUGAUAAGAGUCUCUAUCUUUUAUGAGAGAUUUUGUCACUUUUUUUUAAAAAUAUGUCUUAUUUAAAGGCAAGAGCGGCCACUCCAAGCCAACAAACACAGCAGAUUAAAACUUCUUCAGGUGUGCAUGAGCAGUGUGAACACAAUGUGUGCGUGUGCGUGUGUGUGUGUGUGUUCGCACGCAUGCGCGUGUGUGGUCUUUACUAAAGCUGGAGGCUGAGCGCUGCUGAACUUGGUGCUACGCAGUGAAAAUGUUCAACCAAAUGAAACGUCCCCGAUAACCUUGUAGGAAUGGAUGCUCAGUAGAUACUUAUUGUCUUUCAUAAUAUUACUAUUGUCGGAAAAAUAAAUAUAUUGGGACCACCAUGAGACAGUAAUAAUGGUUGGACAGCAUUUUCUUGAUUUAUCUUUAAAACCUUGACUUGGAGUUAGAACAGAAAUGCAUUAAAAUCCUUUUUGCACACCUUAUGCAUAUUUGAAUUCCAACUUAUAAUCAGACACUUCCUUACAUUUACCACAUAGUUAAUGGACUGUGUUUUUUUUUUAGUAUAGUUACACAUAUAGAUAUGCACAUCCUUGAUAUGCACAUACAUGUUUGUUCAGGACUCUAUGCUCCCUAUUUCAUCUUCAUUACAAGUGUUUUGAAGGUUGAGUGCUUCCACAAAAAGAGAUCACAAACUCAUUUUCUUACCUCUCCCCAUUUAAAGAGCCAAAGUGGUGUGUCUGACAGUUUUGCAUACUUUAACCUUUUUAUCCCCCACACUUGAAAGCCUGUGAUGUCGGGUGGUCUGAAUGAUUAAUAUUAAACACUCAGGACCUGAUUUACUAAAGGUUUGUUUGUAACGUGUAAACACCACUGCGUUCACAAACACGCCUGCAUGUUGAUUCAGUAACUGUGCAGUGAGUGUUUGUUAAAUUAGCAAAAUAAGGCGUAUUAUCAAUUUAGUAUGUUUAUCUUUCUGAAUAUGCAAUUUGGGGUUUAUCCACAUGAAAACAUGGGAGGGAAUGUACAAAUAGGUGUGGUUUGUACAUGCGGCAUGAUUUAUCAAGGUCACAAGUAAAUUUAGCAGUUGCUGAUUGCAUUUUGCAACUCCUUAUUCAGUCAGGCCCUCAGUCUUCGGAAAUGAUGUCAUUAAGUGUUUUGAUCUCGACUGCAGGCUUUAAUGUUCAUAUUUGACUUCUCAUUUCAUUUGUUGCUUCAAAAGACCUGUGAACACAUAACUCUUCAACUCCCAGCAUCUGCAAUUACAUAAAAUGUCUUUCUGUGCACAUUCUUUGAGCAUCAGUGACAUUUGAGUAUAGUGUAAAGCAAAAGAUUUUUUUUAAAUUGCAACAUAUUUUCAUUUUCUAUCAGUUUUUGUAUUUAUUAUUACAUUAUAUGUGUUCAAAGUUUGUCACAUCAGCUGCUUUGUGAGCUUGUAACUGACACCUGUACAUACGGACAAUAAAGAAGUAAAGUAAUAACUUCUUGUACCCUUGCAGAAAGCUGAGCAAUAAAACUAUGCUGUUUGGUCAUCACAGCAUUAUGUUUUAUACAA
Molecule: messenger RNA, 6164 nt
Organism: Thalassophryne amazonica
Lineage: Eukaryota; Metazoa; Chordata; Actinopteri; Batrachoidiformes; Batrachoididae
Product: E3 ubiquitin-protein ligase SMURF2-like
Exons: 21
Coding region: 638-2971 (777 amino acids)
Biological process (GO): negative regulation of BMP signaling pathway; ubiquitin-dependent protein catabolic process
Molecular function (GO): ubiquitin protein ligase activity; protein binding
Source: RefSeq, a predicted model, not a curated record